Molecule: messenger RNA, 327 nt
Organism: Micromonas commoda
Lineage: Eukaryota; Viridiplantae; Chlorophyta; Mamiellophyceae; Mamiellales; Mamiellaceae
Exons: 1
Coding region: 1-327 (108 amino acids)
Source: RefSeq, a predicted model, not a curated record
AUGCGCGCCAUCGCGGGCGGGUACAAAACGCGCGCGCGCAUGGCGCGCGCGUGCACCCUCGUGCUCGUCGUCGUCCUCCUGGCGCUGCUGGAGCUCGCGCUCAGGCGGCGCGGCGGCGAGGGAAAGCCUCGCCCGUCGCCUCGAACACGUCGCCACCCGACGCAGUUCAACGACGUCGGUAACAUCGUCAACGCGGGGAUUGGGGGCUUUCCCAACGCGAUUUAUCGCGACUGGUGGGCGCCGCUGUGGCCCACGAGCUGCUUCGCGGUGGGUAACUACGGGCUGUGGUCGCUCGCGCAGUGCGUCAUGUUCACGGGCACCUUCUGA